Molecule: messenger RNA, 912 nt
Organism: Calypte anna (Anna's hummingbird)
Lineage: Eukaryota; Metazoa; Chordata; Aves; Apodiformes; Trochilidae
Gene: NKIRAS1
Product: NFKB inhibitor interacting Ras like 1
Exons: 5
Coding region: 212-787 (191 amino acids)
Biological process (GO): canonical NF-kappaB signal transduction
Molecular function (GO): GTP binding; GTPase activity
Source: RefSeq, a predicted model, not a curated record
GCGCCCGCCAAUGGGCGUCCCGGGGCGGGUCUGGGCCCGGCAUCCCGGCGCGGCUCAAUGGGGCGGCGGGGAAUCUGGGCCCAGUGCCUGCUUCGCAGAGCACCCGGGCUUCUGAAGCCUUACCUGGUUAAACUGGAAUUGAAGCAAGACAACGCCAGCCCCUCCUGAUCCUAAAAAGGGCUCGCCAGUUGACUCUGUCCUCGUGGGAAAGAUGGGGAAGGGCUACAAGGUCGUGGUUUGUGGAAUGGCCUCAGUGGGAAAGACUGCAAUUUUGGAACAGCUUCUCUACGGAAAACAUACUGUUGGCUUAGAAGAGGGUGCCACAAUGGAAGAUGUCUAUUUGGCAUCAGUGGAGACAGACCGAGGUGUGAAGGAACAGUUACGGCUUUAUGACACCAGGGGUCUACAGGAGGGAGUAGAAUUGCCAAAACACUAUUUCUCUGUGGCUGAUGGCUUCGUUCUGGUGUACGCUGUGACCAGCCUCGAAGCUUUCCAAAGAGUCGAACUGCUCAAAAAGGAGAUCGAUGUCUUUAGAGACAAAAAAGAGGUAACAGUUAUUGUCUUGGGAAACAAAACUGACCUCCUGGACCAAAGGCAAGUGGAUACAGAAGCAGCACAGCAAUGGGCCAGGGCUGAGAAAGUGAGACUGUGGGAAGUGACUGUGACAGAUCGGAAAACACUGCUUGAGCCCUUCACCUACUUAGCUAGCAAACUCUCCCAGUCCCAGAACAAAUCAACAUUUCCCUUGCCUGGAAGGAAGAACAAAGGGAAUAACUGUGAUAACUAAGCUACUUUAGCAUUGUCUGCUGCUGCUGGGUCACAGCCUAUGUCCUUUCUGUGCCAUUUGCUUCUCACAAUUUCACUUAAAGCAAUAAUCUCAUUCAGCAAUAAAAUCAGCAAGCUUAUGGCCGA